AUGGGCAUGAGCUACCGCCGCUACCUGAACGGCGCCCGCAUCUACGGGUGCUCCAACUGCAAGACGCACCUUGCUGCGAUCCACACGAUGAUCUCGCGGGCGUUCAACGGCCAGCACGGCCGCGCAUAUCUGUUCGAAGUAGUCGUGAAUGUGAUCGAGGGCGAGCCCGUCGACCGCGUGAUGACCACCGGCAACCACACCGUGCGCGACAUCUACUGCUGCAAGUGCGGCGAGACGCUCGGCUGGAAAUACAUCAAGGCGUACGAGGCGACGCAGAAGUACAAGGAGGGCAAGUACAUUCUCGAGCGCAACCUCCUCGUCGACGUGCAGUGA
This is a messenger RNA of Postia placenta MAD-698-R-SB12, 333 nucleotides long. RefSeq lists its product as hypothetical. The coding region runs from base 1 to 333 and encodes 110 amino acids. The record is from RefSeq and is a predicted model, not a curated record. NCBI's taxonomy places the organism in Eukaryota, Fungi, Basidiomycota, Agaricomycetes, Polyporales, Adustoporiaceae. Gene Ontology annotation, cellular component: ubiquitin ligase complex. The transcript has 4 exons.